This is a messenger RNA of Xiphias gladius (swordfish), 2703 nucleotides long. Its product is annotated as serine/threonine-protein kinase BRSK2-like. Gene Ontology annotation, cellular component: cytoplasm. Lineage: Eukaryota; Metazoa; Chordata; Actinopteri; Istiophoriformes; Xiphiidae. Bases 1 to 2703 code for a protein of 900 amino acids. The record is from RefSeq and is a predicted model, not a curated record. Gene Ontology annotation, molecular function: tau-protein kinase activity; protein serine/threonine kinase activity; ATP binding. The transcript is spliced from 22 exons. Gene Ontology annotation, biological process: microtubule cytoskeleton organization; protein phosphorylation; intracellular signal transduction.
AUGUCAUCGUCGGGCAAGGACGCCAACAGCGGGCAUUACGCCAACUAUGUGGGACCGUACCGCUUGGAGAAGACGCUGGGCAAAGGACAGACAGACCGGAAGCCUGCGGGGCAGAGAGGUCUCGUGAAGCUGGGCGUCCACUGUGUCACAUGUCAGAAAGUCGCCAUAAAGAUCGUCAACAGAGAAAAGCUCAGCGAGUCUGUUCUUAUGAAGGUGGAGCGGGAGAUAGCCAUUCUCAAACUCAUAGAGCAUCCCCACGUUUUAAAGCUGCAUGACGUCUACGAAAAUAAGAAAUACCUGUAUCUGGUGCUAGAGCAUGUGUCCGGGGGGGAGCUUUUCGACUACCUGGUGAAGAAGGGCCGGUUAACACCUAAAGAGGCCAGAAAGUUCUUCAGACAGAUCAUCUCAGCCCUGGACUUCUGCCACAGCCACUCCAUAUGCCACAGAGAUUUGAAGCCCGAGAACUUGUUGUUAGACGAGAAGAACAACAUCCGGAUAGCAGACUUUGGCAUGGCGUCUCUGCAGGUCGGGGACAGUCUGCUGGAGACCAGCUGCGGAUCUCCACACUACGCCUGCCCAGAGGUCAUCAGGGGGGAGAAGUACGACGGGAGGAAAGCAGACGCCUGGAGCUGUGGAGUCAUCCUGUUUGCACUUUUAGUGGGCGCCCUGCCUUUCGAUGACGACAACCUGAGGAAUCUUUUGGAGAAGGUGAAGCUGGGCGUUUUCCACAUGCCUCACUUUAUCCCUCCGGACUGUCAGAACCUUCUGCGCGGCAUGAUUGAAGUGGACGCCGGCAAGAGACUCACGUUAGAGCAGAUCCAGAAGCAUACGUGGUACCUAGCUGGAAAGAAUGAGCCUGAGCCCGAGCAGCCCGUCCCCAGGAAGGUGGCCAUCAGGACGCUGGCCUCAGCCGAGGAGAUCGACCCUGAUGUCCUGGAGAGCAUGCACUCGCUGGGCUGCUUCAGAGACAAGGACAAACUGACCAAAGACCUGCUGUCUGAGGAUGACAACCAGGAAAAGAUGAUCUACUUCCUCCUUCUGGACCGCAAGGAGAGGUAUCCCAGCCACGAGGACCAGAACCUGCCCCCACGAAACGAGAUCGCAGACCCUCCCAGGAAGCGCGUGGACUCGCCCAUGCUGAGCCGUCACGGCAAACGGAGGCCGGAGAGGAAGUCCAUGGAGGUGCUAAGCGUCACGGAGGGAGGGUCUCCCGUACCGGUACGACGAGCCAUCGACAUGGCAACCCACGGUCAGAGAUCGCGGUCGAUCAGCGGAGCGUCCUCCGGUCUGUCCACCAGCCCUCUCAGCAGUCCCAGGCCCAAUCGCCGGUUUUUCAUCCCGCCCCAGUCCCCAGACCUGUGUCAGUCCCCCAACUGCAGCCCCACCCACUCUCUCGAGGUCCGCCUCAACGGGGUGGGGGUGGGGCCCCGCACGCCCAACUCCUACCAGCCAAAGAUGGGGUCUCCCCUCAUGCACCCUCGCACCCAGACCCUCCCCGCCAAGCCCAGAAUGUCUGAGAAGCCCCUGCAGACCACCAGGUCCAACCCGCUCCCCAACUCAGCCCAGACCCCCACAACCCCCAAAUCUGAGCCCUCCACGCCCAGCCAGCCUCUGGCUCCCUGCAUCCCCAACAGCCCCCGGGUGAGACGCCACCCUCCCCUGACCGUCCCCCCCAAGCUCUCCAUCCCUCUCUCCCCCGUGCCUCCCAUGUCGCCCCUCCGUCGCCACCACCUCCACCCUGACCACAACGGCAAAUCUGUCCCCAUCACGCAGGUGACCCCUCACCCCUCCCCAAGAGGGAGCCCUCUCCCCACCCCCAAAGGCACCCCGGUGCACACGCCCAAGGACAGCCCGGCUGGCACGCCGCCCAGCCCGACGCCCCCGCCCAGCCCCUCCAUCGGAGGCAUGCCGUGGAGAACACGCCUCAACUCCAUCAAGAACAGCUUCCUGGGCUCGCCGCGCUUCCACCGCAGGAAAAUGCAAGUUCCCACCCAGGAGGACAUGUCCAGUCUCACCCCGGACUCUUCUCCAGAACUGGCUAAGAAGUCCUGGUUCGGAAACUUCAUCAACCUGGAGAAAGAGGAGCAGAUCUUCAUAGUGAUCAGAGACAAACCUCUCAGCUCCAUAAAGGCCGACAUCGUCCACGCCUUCCUCUCCAUCCCCAGUCUGAGCCACAGCGUCAUCUCUCAGACCAGUUUCCGGGCGGAGUACAAGUCCACAGCCGGGCCGACAGUUUUCCAGAAACCGGUGAAGUUCCAGGUGGACAUCACCUACACCGAGAGCACCAGUGCCACCAAGGAGAACGGCAUCUACUCCGUCACCUUCACCCUGCUCUCAGGUCCCAGCCGACGUUUCAAGCGUGUGGUGGAGACCAUCCAGGCCCAGCUGCUCAGCUCCAACGACCAGCCCGGCAUCCAGUCCCAGAUGUCUGAUGGCUCUCAGCGCUCAAGUUCUUUGCCCAGUAAAUCCUCCAAGCGCGGCAGCCCGUUGAGUAACUUCUUUGACGUAAUUAAACAGCUUUUUUCAGACGAGAAGAACAUCCAAGCGUCCCACUCCCCCGGCUCCCCUGCCACGCCUAGCUCCCCCGCCAAGCAUGCCCCCGGCAGCAAGCCCAACCAGCCCCCGCCCAAUGACUCUAAAUCCCCCCCUGGCAAAGACAAAACAAAGAUGGCCGCCAGCAACAGGACGCAGGAACAACCUUAA